AUGAUUUCUUUUCAUUCCCCUCUUUCAUUUUCAUCAUCGUACACACUUCUAUUCAUACAUUUUCUUUCCUACUCAAUUCCCUUUUCUAACACUUUUUCUUUCUUUUUUUUACAUUUUUGCAUAAACCUAUCUCUUUUUUCUUCUGUCUAUUACAGGCCCACGUAUACUUUUAUUACCCUUUUGUCCUCAUAUUUCUUCGUAAGUCUAACGCUUUCUUUCUUUUUUUUACAUUAUUGCAUAAACCUAUCUCAUUUUUCUUCUGUCUAUUACAGGCCCACGUAUACUUUUAUUACCCUUUUGUCCUCAUAUUUCUUCGUAAGUCUAACGCUUUCUUUCUUUUUUUUACAUUUUUGCAUAAACCUAUCUCUUUUUUCUUCUGUCUAUUACAGACCCACGUAUACUUUUUAUUACCCUUUUGUCCUCAUAUUUCUUCGUAAGUCUAACGCUUUCUUUCUUUUUUUACAUUUUUGCAUAAACCUAUCUCUUUUUCUGCUGUCUAUUACAGACCCACGUAUACUUUUAUUAUCCUUUUGUCCUCAUAUUUCUUCGCCCACGUAUACUUUUAUUACCCUUUUGUCCUCAUAUUUCUUCGCCCACGUAUACUUUUAUUACCCUUUUGUCCUCAUAUUUCGUCGUAAGUCUAACGCUUUCUUUCUUUUUUUACAUUAUUGCAUAAACCUCUCUCUUUUUCUUCUGUCUAUUACAGGCCCACGUAUACUUUUUAUUACCCUUUUGUCCUCAUAUUUCUUCGUAAGCCCACGUAUACUUUUAUUACCUUUUUUGUCCUCAUAUUUCUUCGUAAGUCUAACGCUUUCUUUCUUUUUUUUUUACAUUUUGCAUAAACCUAUCUCUUUUUUCUUCUGUCUAUUACAGGCCCACGUAUACUUUUAUUACCUUUUUGUCCUCAUAUUUCUUCGUAAGUCUAACGCUUUCUUUCUUUUUUUUACAUUUUUGCAUAAACCUAUCUCUUUUUUCUGCUGUCUAUUACAGACCCACGUAUACUUUUAUUAUCCUUUUGUCCUCAUAUUUCUUCGUAAGUCUAACGCUUUCUUUCUUUUUUUUACAUUAUUGCAUAAACCUCUCUCUUUUUUCUUCUGUCUAUUACAGGCCCACGUAUACUUUUAUUACCCUUUUGUCCUCAUAUUUCUUCGUAAGUCUAACGCUUUCUUUCUUUGUUUUACAUUUUUGCAUAAACCUAUCUCUUUUUUCUUCUGUCUAUUACAGGCCCACGUAUACUUUUAUUACCCUUUUGUCCUCAUAUUUCGUCGUAAGUCUAACGCUUUUCUUUUUUUUUUUACAUUAUUGCAUAAACCUCUCUCUUUUUUCUUCUGUCUAUUACAGGCCCACGUAUACUUUUAUUACCCUUUUGUCCUCAUAUUUCGUCCUAUCUCUUUUCUUCUUCUAUUACAGGCCCACCUAUCUUUUAUUACUCUUUUGUCCUCAUAUUUCUUCACUUAUUUCUUUUUCUUCUAUCUAUUACAGCUCCCCCCGAUCGACAAACAUGAUUUCAACCGUCGUCUCUUCUUUCGAUACCUUUGA
Messenger RNA from Acanthosepion pharaonis, 1539 nucleotides. Lineage: Eukaryota; Metazoa; Mollusca; Cephalopoda; Sepiida; Sepiidae. The record is from the annotation of a GenBank genome assembly.